AUGCCCCCACCUACACACGCCAGCGGCGCAACAACCGCCGCGGUCUCCGUUACAACGACGCGCCUUUUAAUCACCUAUCACCCGCACGACCUCCCGCCCGGCGGCGAUCCGCUCGUAGUGAGCAGCCCAGCGCCUCUCUAUAAGUACCUUCGAUACGAGCCAGCGGGGCUCUCUUUCCACGAAGCUGCGAAACGACUGGCAGGAUUCCACGCGCCAGGGGAGGAAAAUGCGGAGGAAGAGGACGAGGGGAAGGGCGAGAAGGUGAAAGACUCGGUCGAUUCGUCGGCGUGGGAAAGUUCGCGGAAGAAGAAGAAGGGGAAGGAUGGGAAGGAUGCGGAGAAGCAGGAGCAGGAUCACUACGCGUUGCUGGGCAUGGCGCACCUGCGGCACCUCGCGACGGAGGAUCAGCUCAAAAAGGCGUACCGAGAUGCGGCUCUGCGCUUCCACCCGGACAAACAGGCCGCAAUGCUGCUGGAGGAGCAAACAGACGAGGCGAGAGCAGCCAAGAAAGAAGAAAUCGAGACCAAGUUCAAGGCCAUCCAGCUGGCCUACGAGGUCCUAUCAGACCCGGCCAAGCGCCGAGUGUACGAUUCUACAGACGAAUUUGAUGAUGAUAUUCCGGGUGAUUGCUCCCCUGAGAAUUUCUUCAAGAUUUUUGGGCCGGCUUUCCAGCGGAAUGCCAAGUGGUCGGUGAUUAGCCCGACCGAGGUUCCGGGUUUAGGGGACGAGAACACGCCGAUUGCGGAGGUGGAUAGGUUUUAUGAUUUCUGGUGGGCGUUUAAGAGCUGGCGGGAGUUUCCUAACGAGGAUGAUUAUGACGUGGAGAGUGCUGAGAAUAGAGAGCAUAGAAGCCCAGCGUUCGAAUACCAGCAGAUCCCCGCGGUUCUUUCAGAAGCUGCUGCAGCGGCGGCGGCGGCAGCAGCAGCGGAGCGAGAGGCGGAGGCGGAGAGGGAGAGAGAGGCGCGGCGGGCGGCAGGGGGGAGUGGGAAGCCGUGGACGCGGGAGGAGAUAGAGCUGCUGAGGAAAGCGGUGACGAAGUUUCCCAAGGGGACGGGGCAGCGGUGGGAGGUGAUAGGGGCGUAUCUGGGCACGGGGCGGUCGGCAGAGGAGGUGGUGCGGGCCACCAAGACGGUGCUGCUGCAGAAACCAGACGACAGCAAGGCGUUCGACAGCUUCUUGCAGGAGGCGGGGUCAACAGGUGCCGGAAAUGGUGUGGCUGCUGGGGCAGGCGCAGCAGGUGCAGCAGGGGCAGGGGCGUGUGGGGCAGAGGGGGCAGUGGAUGUGUGGAGUGAGGCACAGGAGGUGGCGCUGGUGAAGGCACUUAAAGCCUUCCCCAAGGACACGGACAAACGGUGGGACCGCAUAGCAGCAGCAGUGCCGGGCAAGAGCAAGGCGCAGUGCUUCAAGAAAUUUAGCGAGCUCCGGCAGAGCUUCCGAACCAAGAAGAGUGGCGCGGCGGAGUAG
Molecule: messenger RNA, 1464 nt
Organism: Closterium sp. Yama58-4
Lineage: Eukaryota; Viridiplantae; Streptophyta; Zygnematophyceae; Desmidiales; Closteriaceae
Source: the annotation of a GenBank genome assembly